Messenger RNA from Penicillium robsamsonii, 462 nucleotides. RefSeq lists its product as uncharacterized. The coding region runs from base 1 to 462 and encodes 153 amino acids. The record is from RefSeq and is a predicted model, not a curated record. Lineage: Eukaryota; Fungi; Ascomycota; Eurotiomycetes; Eurotiales; Aspergillaceae. The transcript has 2 exons.
AUGUCGUCCCCGUCUCCCAAGAAGAAGCCUGACCACCUGGGCGAUUUUACAGCCGGCGAAAUGAAGCUCAUUAUGGCCAGUGUCCUGUGCACCCCAGGAAAGAUCGACACCAACAAGCUCGGAAAGCUGACCAGCAUGAAGAGAAAUUCGGCAGCAAGCCGAUUCCCAUCUGUCAAACGCAAGCUGGAAAAGAUGUUCGAGAAUCAGCUGGACACCCUAGGCGCGCAGGAUGACACGGCCGUGAAUGACAACUCUCCCCCUAAGAGCCGAGCGAAGAAGCGUCGUGACAAAGUUGUGGGACCACAGCCGAAGGCCGAACUUAAGACCGACACCCAGGCUGAAUCUGGAGAAAGUUUCGAUACUCCCGUGAAGAUCGAGACUGAUGUUGAAUCUGAAGAUGAUACCAAAGAUGAGAAGAACAAGGCCGAUCUUGUCAACAUCAAGGCUGAACCUAUCGACUAA